AUGGCCGACCAACCAGCAAUAAUGGUUGACCCACAACAAGCACAGAUGGCUGAACCUUCGAGUCAUGAUCAAAUUGAAAAUGUAGAAAUGACGAGCAAAGACUAUUAUUUUGAUUCAUACGCUCAUUUCGGCAUACAUGAAGAAAUGUUAAAAGACGAAGUUCGAACGCUUUCUUACCGUUCGUCUAUUUACCAAAACCGGCAUCUUUUUAAAGAUAAAAUCGUUCUUGAUGUUGGUUGUGGAACUGGAAUAUUGUCAAUGUUUGCAGCCAAAGCUGGAGCUAAGCAUGUUUAUGGAAAUAUUGUAUUUAUGAUCAUUGUAUGCCUUUUAGAGAUCACCCUUAUCAAAGGCAAAAUGGAAGAAGUCGUACUUCCAGUUGAGAAAGUUGAUAUUAUCAUCUCAGAAUGGAUGGGGUAUUUUUUGCUUUAUGAGUCUAUGCUUGACACCGUGCUUGUUGCGCGCGACAAAUACUUAAGACAGGGUGGGUUAAUAUUUCCAGACAAAGCAACAAUUUAUCUGGCAGCCAUCGAAGAUGGUGAAUAUAAAGAAGAAAAAAUCGGAUUCUGGGAUAAUGUUUAUGGGUUUGACUUUAGUUCAAUUAAAUCUGUUGCCCUUAGGGAGCCUCUAGUGGACACCGUGGACGCUAAAGCUAUAGUAACAAGUCCAUAUUCCAUAAAGUUUAAUUUAACUGCCACAAGGGAUGAUUAUAUUCACGCUUUUAUCGCAUGGUUUGAUAUUAUUUUUUCAGCUUGUCAUAAACCAAUUAGAUUUAGUACAGGUCCACAUGCUAAAUACACACAUUGGAAACAGACUGUUUUUUAUACUACUGACGCCAUCACUAUAAAAAGUGGUGAAUCCAUCAUGGGUACUUUAUCUUGCGCUCCUAAUAAACGAAACAAUCGAGACUUGGACAUAGAGAUUUCUUAUGAAUUCCAUGGAGAUACAGCUCCUUGUUCUGAAGUGUGUAAAUAUAGGAUGUGA
Funneliformis caledonium is the source of this 981-nucleotide messenger RNA. NCBI's taxonomy places the organism in Eukaryota, Fungi, Glomeromycota, Glomeromycetes, Glomerales, Glomeraceae. The record is from the annotation of a GenBank genome assembly.